Molecule: messenger RNA, 1318 nt
Organism: Impatiens glandulifera
Lineage: Eukaryota; Viridiplantae; Streptophyta; Magnoliopsida; Ericales; Balsaminaceae
Product: diaminopimelate epimerase, chloroplastic
Exons: 9
Coding region: 79-1167 (362 amino acids)
Cellular component (GO): cytoplasm; cytosol
Molecular function (GO): diaminopimelate epimerase activity
Source: RefSeq, a predicted model, not a curated record
UAUUGCUAGCCGCCGCCGCCGACGACCGCCCUUUAGUUUCUGAUUCUAGAAAGAGAAAGUGUCUCCGGUCGGACUGCAAUGGCUAUAACUUCCACAAUUUCAUCAUCCAUCUCUUUACGUUGCCACCGUCGUUCUCAUUACUCAGCUUCCUCCUUUCUUUCAUCUCAUUCUUUCCACCGCGUUAACAUUCCCAGAAUCGGAAACGCUUCUCGAAACCCUAUUCUUGUCGUUUCAGCCAAUUCAAUGAGCGUCGAAGCUCCUCAGAGAGAAUCUUCUACUUCAUUUCUCGAUCAUAAAGAACGCGACGUUCUUAAUUUCGUCAAGUACCAUGGCCUUGGCAACGAUUUCAUCAUGGUUGACAAUCGAAAUUCUGCAGAGCCUAGGAUCACACCAGAACAAGCGGUGAAGCUAUGUGAUAGAAACUUUGGCAUUGGUGCUGAUGGUGUAAUCUUUGCUAUGCCUGGCAUUAAUGGAACUGAUUAUACCAUGAGAAUUUUCAAUUCUGAUGGAAGCGAACCUGAGAUGUGUGGCAAUGGUGUUAGGUGCUUUGCCAAAUUUAUUGCUGACCUUGAGAAAUUGGUUGGAAGACAAAGUUUCACCAUACAUACAGGUGCUGGCCUAAUUGUUCCUGAAACUCAAGAGGAUGGACAGGUUAGAGUUGACAUGGGUGAACCAAUACUUAAGGCUUCUGAUGUACCCACAAAAAUUUCUGCAAACCGAGAGCAGGCUGUUAUAAAAUCAGAGCUUGCUGUAGAUGGAGUCAUCUGGAAUGUGACAUGUGUCAGCAUGGGAAACCCUCAUUGUAUUACUUUUGGUACAAAAGGCGGCGAGGGUUUGCGGAUUGAUGAACUAAAUUUGCAAGAGAUUGGUCCAAAAUUUGAGCAUCAUGAAAUGUUCCCUGCACGAACUAAUACAGAAUUUGUAGAGGUAUUUUCUCCUACACACCUAAAAAUGCGAGUAUGGGAACGUGGUGCAGGUGCCACACUUGCUUGUGGAACUGGUGCAUGCGCUGUUGUGGUUGCAGCAGUUCUUGAAGGUCAUUCCAGUCGAAAAUGUACUGUUGAUUUGCCUGGUGGGCCAUUGGAGAUUGAGUGGAAUGAGAAAGACAACCAUGUGUAUAUGACAGGACCGGCUGAGGUAGUCUUCUACGGAUCAGCGUCGCUGUAAGGUAAUCAUAAAUGUUGUGGAAAAUGUAAAAUUAUUACAUUUCGACUAGCGGUCUUUUAAGCUUGUUUAUUGGUGAACAAUUUCAAGGAGGAUGAAUGUACUAUUUUGAAAUUUGUUUUUAAAUGACUUGUGACAGAAGUGAUAGCUCUAA